UGACAUUUAAAAAUAAAAAUAAACAAUAGUGUUGAAAGAUCAAUGUUAUUAAAUAACAUAAUUAUCACAUUGCAUGGAAAAGUAAAAAAAAGUAAAAGUAGCAUCUGAAAGUUUCUGUUCUCUUGGCUACCAGUUUUUGGCAAUUUAUUAAAUUAUUUAGUAAGCCCAUAACAUUAUUAACUUAUUUUAAGCCCAUAACAUUUAUAGCAAUUAUGAAGUUUAACCUUUAAUUUUAUUAUUAACUAUUUCUCUUCUUUUUGUUGUUGUUGUUGUUAUUGUUGCAAGAUUCAAUGUACUUAUCCUUUUUAGUAGGUAUAACUUUAAUUUUACACAAUGUCUCAGCAUUCAGAAAAAGAGUGUAUUGACGCUAGCACAACAAAUAUUGGUCUUUGCACAUCUCCUUUAAAUAAAUUUGUAUGGAAUAUGGCUAACACAAGAGUAUUAUUAGAUUUAUGUAAAGAUAAUUACAAUGCAUUAACAUCUGCAAGAAGAAACACAAAUAUUUACAAACAAAUGGCAGCUGAAUUUUCAAACACAUUUAAUAUCGUACCUCCGUUAACUGGAUAUCAAAUUCAAUCUAAAAUUAGUAAUUUGAGGAAACAAUUUAGACGAGAAAAACUUCAAGUUGGUUCAUCGGGAGGAGCUCCUAGUAAAUGGUGGCCUUACGAUAUUGUUGCCAAAAUAAUAGGUGGUGAAGCUUCCCUUGACAAUGACCUUUUAUCUCAAAGUCAAAACUUUUCUACUCAAGAUUUUCAAGAUGGUCAGAUUGCCACAAUGGAAGAUGGCAAGGAGACUGUCAGUAUUUUAAAUACUGAAGCUUUGGAUGAUACAAGCGAUGUGCAAUCAAUUGUCACUAUUCCUGAUGAGGAACCAACUCAAUCUACAUCCGGCUGCAAUAAACGGAGGAGCUCUGAUGAUGAAAAAACUUUGAAUAAAAUAGCCAAAACUGAACCGGGAGACAUCGGUAAAGGAAAAAGCUAUUGGAAAAACAUGGAAAGCGUUUUAGCCGUACUUCGAUUAAGAAGAAGAACAUUAAUCAAUGAUGAAUCAAUCACCCACCCAUUUUCAUAUUUAGAUUUAGCUUCCUUUAAGUUAAAUCAACAAGGGUAUCUGAUUGAAAGAAAAGUUUGGGUUAGGCCAAAAAGUUCUCAAUGGUUUAAUGAGAUUUUUACUCAAAUGGAGGAAUGUGAAUUUAAAGAGCAUUUUCGAGUAAAUCGUAACACAUUUAAUUUCCUAGUUAAUAAAUUGCAUCCACAUUUAGGCAAAACUACCAAAACUAUGCGAGAACCUAUUUCAGUAGUAAAACGUGUUGCAGUUGCAUUACAUUAUCUAGCUUCAUGUGAAGAGUAUCGUGUUGUGUCUAGCCUUUUUGGCAUAGGAAAGUCAACAGCAAAUUUAAUUGUUCAUGAAUUUAUUAAUGCUGUUAAUGACAUUUUGCUCCCUAAGUAUGUUAAAUUUCCAUUGUCAGUGGAAAAUUUAAAUAAACAUAGUAGAGAUUUCGAAGCUAUUCUUGGUUUUCCACAAUGCGUGGAAAACCAAGAAUGCCGUUGUAGACAGUCGAUACCGUUUCAUUUAUACAAGUGUUGGAUCGCCUUGUAGAAAUAAUGACAGCUAUAUUUUGCAGAAUUCUUCUUUGAAAGAAAUUUUAGAAUCAAAUCUAUUUGAUAAAUGUUGUAAAGAGCUGGGCGAUUCUCUUGUUCCACUAUGUUUGAAAGGUGAUUCAGCAUUUCCUUUAACGCGUCAUUUGUUAAAACCUUAUCCUGAAAAUUUGGAGCUUAGUGAAAUUCAAAAAAAUUUCAACAAAAUACUUUGCGGAGCUAGAAGAGUAGUUGAGAAUGCCUUUGGGCGCGUUAAAGCUCGAUUCCGUGUAAUUUGCAAACGUAUGGAAUGCGAUAUUAACUUUGCUACAAGAAUUGUUAAUGCUUGCGUCACUCUUCACAACAUUUGUGAACAUUAUGACGAUAUUAUUAUAAUAGAAUGGCUUCUGCAUCAUCAUGAUGACAGUCUAGCUCAACCCAAUACAGUUUCUACAACUGGGAAUAAUGGACCAGGAAAAAAUGUUUGUGACUCAAUUGCUAAAUACCUUUAUGAAAGGGACAAGUAAAGUAGUAAUAAUAUUAUUUUAUUUAUAAAGUAGUAAUAAUAUCAUUUAUUAUUUAAAGUUUUAGCUGUAAUAUGGUUAUGUAUUUAGUAGUUUUGAACUAAACUUACUUUCCUUGA
Molecule: messenger RNA, 2220 nt
Organism: Hydra vulgaris (swiftwater hydra)
Lineage: Eukaryota; Metazoa; Cnidaria; Hydrozoa; Anthoathecata; Hydridae
Source: RefSeq, a predicted model, not a curated record